GGCCCGCAAGCCACCAGAUCUUUUUUCACCCUGCCUGCCGCUUCCGUCUCGCUUCCGGCUUCUCUGGCACGCCCCCGACCAACCCCCGCCAUGGCGCUCGCUUCCGGCACGUCCAGCACCCUCCUCGGCCGCCCCGCCGGCACCGCGCGGCCCCACCUCGCGGUCUCGUCCUCCGCCUCAUCGAUCCGGUUCCCCCGCGGCGGCGGCGGCAGGGCCGUCUCGCUCCGCGUCACCUCCCCUCCAGUAGCAGCGGCGGCAGCGGCAACAUCUGGUAGUAUUGCUCCAGCUAUUUCGUUGACCGAAAAGGCCUUGAAACAUCUGAACAAAAUGAGGGCUGAACGGGAUGAAGAUCUGUGUUUGAGAAUUGGAGUGAAACAGGGUGGCUGCUCUGGCAUGUCUUAUACCAUGGAGUUUGAAAGUCGAGCGAACGCCAGCCCUGAUGAUUCAAUUGUAGAAUAUGAUGGGUUCGCAAUAGUAUGUGAUCCAAAGAGCCUUCUCUUCAUGUUUGGAAUGGAGCUGGACUACAGCGACGCGCUUAUCGGCGGUGGCUUCUCCUUCCAGAAUCCAAAUGCAACAAAAACCUGUGGGUGUGGCAAAUCUUUCGCGACCAGCAAAGAAACUGAGAGUGCCGCAACUGCUUGCAACAACUAAGAUAGAUCGACAAUCAUGUCAAGCAGUGUUGUAACAUGCCAUCUAGCUUGCAUCAGCUGGAUUCUGGUGGCUAUGCCCCAGAUGCAUACAGAAGACUGUAAGAGUGACUCGAUUUGUAAUACUGCAGUCAGCAGUCUAGUAUGUAUUCAGCAAUAUGUUACUGCUGUAAGCCUGUAAACUGCUCAAUAGAAUUCAAAGAUAGUUUACCAUUGGCCCCA
Molecule: messenger RNA, 869 nt
Organism: Panicum hallii
Lineage: Eukaryota; Viridiplantae; Streptophyta; Magnoliopsida; Poales; Poaceae
Exons: 3
Coding region: 91-651 (186 amino acids)
Biological process (GO): iron-sulfur cluster assembly
Cellular component (GO): chloroplast stroma
Molecular function (GO): iron-sulfur cluster binding; protein-macromolecule adaptor activity
Source: RefSeq, a predicted model, not a curated record